AUGAUCGGCGCAAGGUGCUACAGGAGGCCAACGCUUUCAAGCGCGCGGGUGAGGCAGUGCCCCAUGGAUGCAAUACUCCAGAAUUGUGGAGGCGCUGCGUUCACAUUUUCUUGGAAGCAGGUGUGCGGAGUGCUGGCCGCCCUGCCGGACCGCCUUGAGGACGUGGAUCCUCUGGCGCACGAGCUCAGUGGAAGAGGCAUCUUGUAUCGCAUUGAUGAUGCCUGGGCGGUGGUGUCCAAGGGGUGCCACGACAUCAUGGAGUUGAUGACGCGCAAGGCUGACCAGAUUAUUGCAGCCGGCGUGGCACGAGAGAUUGGAGACUUUGAUGCCCGGAUUCACCGAGAGUGUCUCGAGCGCAUCGCAGCUCAUCAAGGAUUUAAGGAGGGAUUGGAGCUGACUGUGCCACGACACUCAGCGCGCGUGCGGAUGUGGCCGAAUGACUCGGAGAAGGAGAAGGUUCCUGCUCGAGGCGCGUCGCCUUUCCGCGCCCACUCGGCGCUUUCGACGACCUGCCCUGAGAACUUGUCACUCUUUGGGUGGUUGACCCCACCGGCAGGGAACACGCCUUCGCCCUGGCCCAGCCUUCAGAGGCCUUCGGAGCGUAGGUCUUUAUCUCACGGGCCGCCUCAUGACGCAAUGUGA
Molecule: messenger RNA, 642 nt
Organism: Effrenium voratum
Lineage: Eukaryota; Dinophyceae; Suessiales; Symbiodiniaceae
Source: the annotation of a GenBank genome assembly